AUGGUCAACGACUGGUCUCAUCUGCUUCCCUAUCCGGAUCGGAGUGCAUUUCUAGAGGCAUGUACAGAAGCAGAAGCACACGAUGGGCGCCUCAAAACUGCAUUCGUUCGCUAUUUCUCGGCGUGGAAAACAAGUCUGAUGGCCGAUGAUCUAAGUAGACUUCAAAUGCUUUCUACAUGUGAGCAAAUACUAGAUUACGUCAGAGUCGUACGUGUCGAGGACGACUCUGACGAAUUCGAGGAAACAUUACCUUCCGAAUCCUCUGUCAUCUGGCCACGGUAUGAAGACGGACAGGUUGCUGCUGAAGCACUCGGCGUAGGACUCCUCAAGUCUAUGCUUGCGGUCAAGCAGCUUCGUCCCGAUAGGCUCGAGAUCAGGGAUAAGCGCACCUCAUGCGCGCCUUCGGAUACAGAAACCGCAGCACUCCUCGCUCGCAACAUCUUGGAUGGUGCUGACCUGACAAUCAAGGCGUUCAGUGUGCGAAAGGAAUCACCCAAUACAACCAUCACCGUUGCUGAGCUGUCCCCUGAACAUCAGGGCCGGGGCACGGGAUUUUCUAUCUUGCGAAAAGCGGAAUUAUGCCUCAGCAAGAACCUAAACUCGUAUUGGGCUGACCAAAUCCUCUACCAUGCACCAGCUCUCAAAGAGCUCUCACUCUCGUUCUGGCAGCCUCAUAACAUGCCUCAUACCACUCCAUUAACCCUUGGCAACCCUCCCUUACCAAAACUAGAGAAGCUAGAGCUCUCUAUAGCCAAGCUCUCCAUCCAAAGUAUCAUGGCAAUCCUGAGCAGGUCGGAGCAGAGCCUGACGGGCAUAUCGUUCCGUUUAACUACGCUUUUCAAUAAUUCAACUUGGCCGGAACUGCUGAACCGCAUUGGGAACGAGUUCUCUCACUUGGCUUGGUUCAAACUUACACACCUCUCAGAAGGGCCUACUAGACAAUCCCAGGUCACCUUCCAUGGUUUUGAAAAGGAUUCGGUUGUUGGAGAACCUUACAGGAACGGACUUAAACUACUGCAGAAAGGCCCUGCGGGUAAUAAACGCAUUCCUGGGGUCGAGUAUAGAGGAUCUGAUGCGAAUCAUGUGCUUAGGAUUGUUACUGGACGCGCGGUGACUGCAUCAGUCACCAAUGAAUAG
Molecule: messenger RNA, 1137 nt
Organism: Sclerotinia borealis F-4128
Lineage: Eukaryota; Fungi; Ascomycota; Leotiomycetes; Helotiales; Sclerotiniaceae
Source: the annotation of a GenBank genome assembly